AUGACACUUGCCGUUAGCUCUGCCUCUCGCUUUUCUACACUUUUUAUUUUCCAAAUUAAAAAAAAAAAAGAAGUGACGAAGAAGAAGAAGGAGCUCGCUUUAUCCUUGGCUUCAGCCAUAGCCAUUACUGCGACUCUCAACUCAGUACGCACCAAGCAGAGUGGGGUGGGGAGUUUUGGGAUGCAGAUAGGAAUUGUUAAGGGCUGGAGAGGAGCUGCAAUGGCGGCUACAAGGGGAAAGGAGCAUCUGGGUUCUACUUCAUUUUCCUCCAUAAUUCCUUUCUCAUUAUUCACCAUUACUAAAAGGAAAGGAAUUGAACUGAGAAAAUCCCAGAAAGCAAACACUUUGUGGGUUUCAAAUGCAAAGAAAGCCAACUUGUCUGCCUCAAAAAGGGAAAGAAUCAGUGUUCCCAUUUACUCUGAUAGUAAUGGAAGGAAGGCAUAUCAUAUUAGUGAAUUUCUAAACCACCCUUCUGGGAUUGAAGCAAUGUUGAAUACAAAUGCCUUGCAAAGUUUUCAGCACCUUGAUAACAACACAUACAGGUGCGCACUCCCGAAAAUUCAACUUCUGAACUUUGAAGCUGCCCCAGUGUUGGAUUUGCGAGUGACUCCAACCGAUGAAGAUUGUACAGUUGAGUUGCUUUGUUGCAAGUUUGAAGGUUCAGAUCUUGUAGAGAGGCAAAACAGCCAUUUUUCAGCAAUUAUGACAAAUCACAUGACGUGGGAUGAUAAUGAUUCUGAAUCAUUUUUGGAGGUUGAUGUAAAACUGAAUCUUUCUCUCGAGAUCUAUACGCAACCAUUUACUCUGCUGCCGGUAUCAACAGUCGAGAUUCCAGGAAAUUUAGUGAUGCAAGCUCUGGUGGAUAGCCUUGUACCUUUGCUCCUGCAGCAGCUAUUGCAAGAUUAUGGCAAAUGGGUUAAUCUUCAACUUGAAAAUCCUCUGCAACUCCCUUAAAUCUUUCUUCUGCCAAUCGUCUGGCAAUACAAACACCGAAAUCUAAUGCCUCUCUAUUGAAAAUUCCCGAAGUGAACGAGGACGAGAUGUCAACAGAGGAGAUCAAGAAUAACAGGCAAUCAAGAUAUGAGAGAAGUCGUCUUUUGCAAACGUGUAUGGUUUUAGGAAAUUGAGAAUGUGCUAAGGUUAGAGAAGGUACUUGAGGAAAUGGUGAUUUGGUCAUGGUCUACCUUGAGACUAAUUUCUUUAAGAAGGGAAAGAUUAAUCCUGCUCA
This is a messenger RNA of Carica papaya (papaya), 1228 nucleotides long. RefSeq names its product DUF1997 family protein, putative (DUF1997). The record is from RefSeq and is a predicted model, not a curated record. NCBI's taxonomy places the organism in Eukaryota, Viridiplantae, Streptophyta, Magnoliopsida, Brassicales, Caricaceae.